This is a messenger RNA of Cinclus cinclus, 1998 nucleotides long. RefSeq names its product Fc receptor-like protein 2. Bases 1 to 1998 code for a protein of 665 amino acids. Gene Ontology annotation, molecular function: transmembrane signaling receptor activity. Gene Ontology annotation, biological process: cell surface receptor signaling pathway. NCBI's taxonomy places the organism in Eukaryota, Metazoa, Chordata, Aves, Passeriformes, Cinclidae. The record is from RefSeq and is a predicted model, not a curated record. The transcript is spliced from 13 exons.
AUGGGGGUGAUGGUGGGACAUGAUCCUGCAUGGGAGGAGGGAGAAUGGAGAAGUUUGGAACCCCCCGGAGCCACCAUCCCCCAGGACAAGACCCCCUCGGGCAGGAUGUGUCCCCCUGGGACAGGAACCCCAGGACAGGAGCCCUGGAUGUGCCCCCCAGGACAGAACCUGCCCCGUGUGGCUCUCAGCACAAACAGCCUCUUCCUCCUGCUGCAGGAGAGAGAAAGUGAAAGUAGCCGCCAGCCAGGGGACAGGUGGCCCUGGCAGCGAGUGACAGCCAGUGCCCAUGGCCGGGGACACCGGGAUGGCCGGGAAGCCCAGACCCUCGGCCUCGCUGGUGCCCAGACCACCCAGCUCCUCGUGCAGCCCCCCUGGACGCCGGCGGUGCUGUGGGACCGGGUGACACUGACCUGCCAGGGCUCGGGCACCGCCGGUGCCACAACCUGGUACAAGGACGGGCGGCGCUGGUGGCAGGAUGGACGCGACAGCUUCCUUGUCACCAAGAGUGGCACCUACACGUGUGACAGACCCGGCAGUGGGCGCAGCCCCCCCGUGCUGGUGUCAAAUGAUCUGCUGGUGCUGCAGGUGCCAGCACGGGCACUGCUGGAGGGGGACACGGUGACACUGCGCUGCCGGGGCAGGCCUGAUAAACUACUCACCAGAGUGCAAUUUCACAAGGAUGGGAAGGAUUUAUGGGGGCACCUCAGUCGCACCGAGCUGUCCCUGUCCCGUCUGCAGGUGCACAGCAGUGGUCGCUACCAAUGCGAGGGCUUGGUGGGCUCAGAAAUGAAAGUGUCAGCGCUGGUGACAGUGACAGUGCAUGAGCUCUUCUCGGUGCCGGUGCUGGAGGGUCCCCCCGAGCUCACCGAGGGCUCCCCCCUCAAUCUCAGCUGCCUCAGCAGCCCCAGCCCCCUGCGGCCCCCAGUCCCCCUCCUGUACAGCUUCUACCGGGAUGGGCAGAGGGUGGGGGGCCCGCAGGGGUCCCCGCAGCUCCUGGUGCCCGCCGUGGGGUUCUCCCACUCGGGGAAUUACAGGUGCCAGGUGAGCUCCGGGGAUGGGGCUGUGUGGAAGAGCAGCGCCCAGCUCGGCGUCACGGUGCGCAAGGUCCCACCCUCGGGGGUGUCCCUGUCAGUGCAGCCCCCUGGAGGACAGCUGGCACUUGGAGACAGCCUGGUGCUGAGCUGCACGGUGGCCAUGGGGACAGGUCCCCUGUCCUUCUCCUGGCACCGGGAGGGCUCGGGGGCAACGCUGGGCACCGGCCCCCGCCUGGAGCUGCGGCACGUUGGGGACAAUGACAGCGGCCACUACCAGUGCCGGGUCAGCAACGGUGAAAGCGUGGCCCAGAGUGUCCCCCUGAAUGUCACUGUCCUGGUGCCCGUGGCCAAUGCCACCAUCACCCCCGGUCCCCCGGCACUCCAGGUGCGCCCAGGUGACCCCGUGACCCUGCGCUGCUCGGUGCAGGUGGGCUCAGCCCCUGUCACAUUCACUUGGCUCCACAACGGGCAGGAGCUGGCCCGGGGCCCCCUCCUGGAGAUUGGGGACGUCGAUGUGGGACAUUCGGGCACCUACCAUUGCAUGGCCACCAACCAGCUGGGACAGGAUGGGCACCGCGUGUUCCGGGCACUCAGCCCAGAGCUGGCCCUGGAGGUGACACCACAGGGAACCACUGGACACCUCUGGAUCACAGGUGGGGUCACACUGACGGCCACAGGGCUUGGCGGGUCCCUCCUCUUCCUCGUGCUGCUCAUGGGUGGAGUUGUGGGCUGGCGCCGGUGGAACAACAUGGCUGCCAGGAAGCAGCAGGAAAGGGCCCCACCGGAGCCCCCGGCCCCCCCAGAGGAGGGGGAGGUGCUGUACACCCACGUCGUGAUCACCGAGCACAUGGGGGUGUCCCCCCGUGCCACCACACUCCAGGAUCCCCAGGUGACCUACGCGGAGCUGCCAGCAACCCAUGGGCGACCAAGGGAAUCUGGGGACAUCUAUGGGAAUGUGCUGUGA